AUGGCCUUCCUCCUCGCCGGCAAAGCUGCCCAAUUUGGCUGGGGCCAAUACAAAAAACGCAAAGAGCGCAAAGCCGCGCAAGAACACCCAUGGUCUCCCCCCCAGGACGCACCUUACCAAAUGUCCGGCUACCCGCAAGGCAUGGCGCCCGGCACCGAAACCACCUUCCCAUCGCACAAGGAAGAACAAAGCAAAGGCUCCAAGCUGAUGGGCAUGCUUAUCUCUGCAACCCGCUUCUUCCAAUUCGCCUUCGGACUCGCCGUUAUCGGAUUGUAUGGCCAGGAUGUCCGACACGACCACCAGGAUAAGCAUACCUGGCACGCAAAGUGGGUUUUUGCGCUUAUUACGGCGUUCGUGGCGACUGUGACCUCCGCGGUCUAUCUUGCUGUACAGCUUUUGCGGAGGGGUAAUAGCAACGUUGGGAGUAACCCUGCGCUGCAUCUCCCGCGGUUUGUGUGGGAGUUUGUCCUGUGCGUGCUUUGGUUAACGCUUUUUGGCAUCUUUGGGAAGAUGUAUAUUGGUGUUUAUCCUUCUGACAAGAAAGAUGAUGAGAAGAAUGCUGGGCUUGGUGAUGCGUCGAAGAUUAAUCGCAUGCGCCAUGCUGUUUGGGUUGAUCUUAUCAAUUUGAUUAUGUGGGCCACUACUUCUUCGUUUGUGCUGUUGCGCUGGUUGAAGGGGCGUCGUGCUUCUGGGGGUUCUGUGCGGGAUGUUGAGAAGGAGGAGGGUCAGGCGUUCUAG
Molecule: messenger RNA, 738 nt
Organism: Penicillium argentinense
Lineage: Eukaryota; Fungi; Ascomycota; Eurotiomycetes; Eurotiales; Aspergillaceae
Product: MARVEL domain-containing protein
Exons: 1
Coding region: 1-738 (245 amino acids)
Cellular component (GO): membrane
Source: RefSeq, a predicted model, not a curated record